GCGAUCGGGGGCUGCGGGUGGGGAGAUGGGGCCGGGAGGGGCCGAGGCGCGUGGAGAUUGCUACUGGAAUUGGGCUGAGACCCCGCGCUGGGGGCCAGGUGGGCGCGCCCUCACGCCCCCGCGUCUCCCGCCGACUUCCGCAUCGGCUCACGUGACAUUGUGCCGGCCCGGGGCUACCGGGAAGCCGGCGGCGAGGCGAAGGUUUCCUCUGCGGUGCGUCUCGGCGGCUUUGCCCUUGCAGGCCGCAAUGAAUGUGGAUCACGAAAUUAACCUCUUAGUGGAGGAAAUUCAUCGUCUGGGUUCAAAAAAUGCUGAUGGGAAGUUAAGUGUGAAAUUUGGGGUCCUCUUCCGAGACGACAAAUGUGCCAACCUCUUUGAAGCACUGGUGGGAACUCUCAAAGCUGCAAAACGAAGAAAGAUUGUUACGUACCCAGGAGAGCUACUUUUGCAAGGUGUUCAUGAUGAUGUAGACAUUAUAUUGCUACAGGAUUAAUGUGGUUUUGCAUAUCUUUGCUUAUUGUUAUUUUUUGUUUCCAGUAAACUGGAAAAUUAAAUUAAAAGACAAACAUGAGCAUACUUAAUGUAUUUUUAUAGGACUUUGUAAACAAAAGGAGACUUUUAUUUUAAAGGUCUGUCCUUUUUUAUACCUUGAAAGAAAAUUUAUGCAUUACCCUGUAAAAUAAACAAAACCCAUUAUUUUUUCUCAGGAAUCUGAUUGGAAAAAUGUUGGCAUUGAGGCUUUUUUGGUGGGGGUACAAGGGUGUUUCAUAAAUCCUUCUUAGACAAUUUCUACAGACAUUUGACAUUCCAUAAAAGCAAGAGGCAAAACUGAAGACCAGCUCUCACAAGGAGUAUUAUAAUGUUUAUAUAAUAAAAAUAUGUAACUAUGUUAAAACUG
Mustela erminea (ermine) is the source of this 898-nucleotide messenger RNA. RefSeq names its product ABRA C-terminal like (gene ABRACL). The coding region runs from base 26 to 493 and encodes 155 amino acids. Gene Ontology annotation, biological process: regulation of actin filament-based process. The transcript has 3 exons. The record is from RefSeq and is a predicted model, not a curated record. Lineage: Eukaryota; Metazoa; Chordata; Mammalia; Carnivora; Mustelidae.